Pestalotiopsis fici W106-1 is the source of this 1020-nucleotide messenger RNA. RefSeq lists its product as uncharacterized. The transcript is spliced from 4 exons. The coding region runs from base 1 to 1020 and encodes 339 amino acids. Lineage: Eukaryota; Fungi; Ascomycota; Sordariomycetes; Amphisphaeriales; Sporocadaceae. The record is from RefSeq and is a predicted model, not a curated record.
AUGGCCAUCGAAACACCCUUGUCCGAGAAACCAACGAUCAAUAGAGUUCCUCUAUAUGUGAAUGAUGGACUCUUGGCGCCUGAUGAAGUCAAACUCCUGCGGCCAUCGUAUCCAUCAGAGCCACUCGAGGUGCUCUGGAAACGCUACAGAGAAGAUGGCUACAUCUUUCUUAAGGGGCUGUUACCAAGGGAAGACGUUUGCUCGGCCCGAGGUUCCUACUUCCAACGUCUACAGCCCUGCGGCGUGAUCGAUCCGGACUCGGACCCACGCGAUGGCAUCUUCAACGCCUCGGGCGGCGCCAAGGCAGACUAUCCCGGCGUAGGCGUCGAAGCGGGGAGCGGCGCCCCGGCCACCAGCAACGAGGAGCUCUUUACGGAGCUCGCGCUCAAGGCUCAUACCGACGAGUGGUACAUUGGAUCUCCAGAUGGUAAAACUCCCGGCCUUGUGAACCACCCGCUGCUACUCCAGUUUGUGGCCGACUUUACCGGCUGGGGUGACAAGACUUUGCCUAUACGCCGGACUUUGUUGAGGAACAAUACCCCUGGCAAUAAAGCGAUUGGUGUGCACUACGAUCAAAUCUUCCUGAGGUACGGCGAGCCGAGCGUCCUGACCGCUUGGGUGCCUGUUGGUGAUAUCGCGCUGGAUGGAGGCGGGCUUAUAUAUCUUGAAGACGGCGACCAGCUGGGCAAACAGAUUGAGAGCGAAUGCACGGCCAAGGCCAAGGCCGCCGGUCUUGAUGACGCUGAAGUGCGAAAUGCUUUUAACAGUCAAAUGAUGAAGACAGGCUGGUUGAGUCCUGAUCCGGCGAAGUUUGGGAGAAAGCACGGUAGAAAAUGGCUCGUCACCGCCUACGAGGCAGGAGACGUUGUGUUACACUCGGCAUAUAUGAUCCAUGCAUCCACCGUCAAUCAUGACAAGGAGGGACGAAUCAGGGUAGGGACUGACUUGCGAUUUGUCAACUCGGCCAGGCCGUGGGAUACGCGUUGGUCAAACCACUUUACCUUUACAGAUGGGUUAUAA